AUGGCGGGGGCGUUCGAAGAGGGCCUGGGGGAGGCAGCAGCAGCAGCAGGGGACGACGCGCCGGUGGCAGCAGCAGCAGCAGCAGGAAGGGAAGAUGAGGGAGCAGCAGGAGAAGGAGAAGCAGCAGGUUUGCUGCAGAUCGAGGCGCAGCUGGAAGUGGGGCCGGAAGUUGCUGCAGCGCAGCAGCUAGCAGCAGCGCUGCUGCUGCAGCCGCUGCCGCGGCUCGAAGCCUGGGCCUCGCUGCUGCAGCAAAACCGCGCGGAGCUGCUGGAGGAACUGGGGGGGGGAUAUUUAUUUUAUAUAUCUGGAGAUGGUUUGCUGCUGCUGCUGCUGCAGAAGCAGCACUUGGACUUGGACGUGGAGCGGGGGCUGCAGCCGCUGCGGCUGCUGUACCAGGCGGAGCUGCUGCUGCAGCAGCUGCAGCAGGCCGGUGGCCACUUCAAAGUGCUGUUCUUCCGCGCCUUUGCUGCUGCUGCUGCAGUGCACCCGCUGUUCCUGCUGCUGCAGCAGCUGCUGCUGCUGCACCUGCAGAAGCAGGGCGUCCCGGUGCUCGCGCUGGACAACUGGUGGGGCCCCGAGUUUGCUGCUGCUGCUGCAGCGCAGCAGCCGCUCUUUUUGCUGCUGAACGACAUUCAUGUCUUCGAGCUGCAGCAGGAGCAGCAAGCCUUGGAGGGGGACUUCGGGGACAGCAGCAGCGACGAGGCCCCGCCGCAGCAGCGCAGCAAGCCCGCAGCAGCAGCAGCAGCAGCAGCAGCAGCGGGAGAAGCAGCAGGCCUGGAGGCCGCGCAGCUGCAGCAAGAAGCCCUCAAAGACAUCCGCAGAGGCAGCUGCCGCUGCGCCUCCUUCCUGCUGCAGUCCCUGUGUCUUGCAUGCAGCAAAUUGGGACUUUUUGUUUCCUUUUUAAAUAAUUUAAAUCUCAAACAAACCAAAGUCUUCGCCCCCUCCGUCUCCUGCUACGCAGGCGCCAACCUCUGGCGCCUCAUGGAGGCCCGCAGCAGCAGCAGCAGCAGCAGCAGCAGCAGCGGCGGCGGCGCGGUGGAGGAGGGAGGGGAGGCGGGGGGAGACGCGCAGCAGCAGCAGCAGCAGCAGCAGCAGCAGCAGUGUCCGAUGCAGCGGGGGCUGGAGCAGCACAGGGAUCUGCUGCAGGAGCUCGAGCUGCUGCCGCCCCCGUUGGGGGAGCAGCAGCAGCGGGAGGGCGAGAAGCUGCUGCAGCAGCUGCAGCAGCUGCAGCAGCAGCAGCAGCAGCAGCGCCCCACAGCCCCGCUGCGCUUCUUCUUGGUGGAACUCUUCUUCGAAUUCCUGAAGGGCGAAAGCGCAGAGAGCGAAGAGGAGCAGCAGCAGCUGCUGCAGUUUGCUGCAGUGGGCAAGCUGCUGCUGCUGGCAGCAGCGCUGCAGCAGCAGCUGCUGCUGCUGCAGCGCAGCAGCGGCUACCGCAGCUGCUACAGCAAAUGCGAAUUCGUAACAGAAUUUCUUUAUGCGCCUUUGAGGCUUUUCUGUUCCCAAGCGGAGCUGCUGCUGACGCGGCUCAACGACUAUCUGCUGCUGCAGCAGCAGCAGCAGCAGCAGCAGCAGCGGGAGCUGCUGCUGGGCCUGCUGGACGGGCAGGAGCUGGCGGACUUCUUCGACGGGAAGCUGCUGCUGGUGCUGAUAGCUCUUGCUGCUGCUGCUGCGCGGCGCAGCGGGAAGUGGGAAAUAACAGCAGCAGCAGCAGGAGUGUCUGCUGCAGCAGCAGCAGAAAUAGAAAGCUGCUGGAGCCGCUGCUGCAGCGGAGACAAAAAUAAGAUUUUAGAAACUUCUUUCUUUCCGGUGUCUCUACAGAGUCUGAAGGAGCUGCUGCAGGACCCCACAGCUCUGCCGCCGCCGCGGCGGCCGCCCGCAGCGCAGCAGCAGCAGCAGCAGCAGCAGCAGCAGCAGCAGGAGCCCGCAGUGAACAUGCUGGAGCUGCCUUCUUCGCUGCUGCUGCGGCUGCGAGCUGGAGCAGCACCAAAUGGGGCUUUGCCGAAAGUGCUGCUGGCAGCAGAUGGGGAGGAGCUGCAGCUGGUGCAGCGGGAGACGCAGCAGCAGCUGCUGCAGCAGCAGCAGCAGCAGCAGCAGCAGGGCAGCGACAGCGAAGACACUGCAGCAGAAACGCCAGCCUCCGACUCCGAAGACGAGCAGCAGCUGCUCAAGGGAGAAGCUGUCUAUACACUCCAAAAAGUCCUUCAAAUCCGAAAUCAAAUUCACCAAAAAAGAAUUUCCGAAAAUGUUUCUUUUGUUGAUGCCCCUGCCGAGAUUUUGCAAGAAACUCUCGCGAAAGAUGAGUCCCGAGUGCCCACGCGCGCAGAACUGCAGCGAAUGGAAAAGAUGAAUGGAGAGGAAAAAAGAAAGUUCUGGGCAGCCAGAGUCCGCAGAAGACUGCAGCAAAACCUGCGAAAUGUGACGCGAAUGGCGAAGUCGAUUUGCCCGCAGCCGCUGCACUUCAACAUUGUGGUGAACCACGUGAACCACCCGUGGCGAGCAGCAGAGCAGCAGCAGCAGCAGCAGCAGCAGCAGCAGCAGGAGGCGGCGGCGGGCAGGCCCAGCAGCAGCAGCAGCAGCAAGAAGGCAGCAGCAGAGAAGCAGCGCAAAAACCCUAAAAGUCCAGCUUUAAAAAAAGCAGAUAUUAUCAAACAAAAAAAUGCUGCAGCAAAAGAACAAAAGACUCUCGAUGUCGAUGCGGAAAGAGCAGAAAACCUCGAAAACCUCCUGGUGGCGCUGUGCGCGGAGAAGAGCGGCAGCAGCAGCAGCAGCAGCAGCAGCAAGCGGCGGGGGCUGGAGAGCUGCUGCUGCUUCAAGGGACGAACUUACUGGCUUUCUGCUGCUGCUGUCAAAGAAAUUAUGCUGGAGGCGCUGCUGGGCACUGGGCGGCGGAUGAAUUUGCUGCUGGGCCUUCCUGCUGUUGUACAUACACUCAAAACGAAGCAGAAGCAAAAGCUGUUUUGCUUCUCGCUGCACACCUUGCUGCACAGCGCCUUCAAGGAGUUCCGCGCUGCGGACUGCGACUCCAAGGAGGCCUUUCUGGAGCUGCGGGGUUUGCUGUGUCUGAUGUUUCGGUUUAAUAUGGAAAUUGGGCGGCUGUUUUGUCAGCAGCUAACUGGCGAAGAGGUGCAGCAGCUGCAGCGCAGUUUGCUGUCGCUGGGCUUUUCGAAAGCUGCUGCGCUGCUCUUCGAACAGUGGAAGCAGCAGCAGCUGCAGCAGCAGCAGCAGCAGCUAACCAACGGCCAGCUCGCCGACGGCGCCCUCUCCGCAGCCACACACAAACACAAGAAACACGACAAGAAUCGCGAGAAAAUCGACCUGGACAUUUACAGAGUGGAGAAGGCGGACGAAUACGAAUUUGCAAUCAAAGAAGGACAGGAGGCGGAGGCGCAGCUGCGGUUCAUGGGCAGCGACUUCGAGCGCAGCACAAGACCUCCUUCUUUAGCAGCAGAUUCGAGAGUUAUCUUUUCCCCCGAUUUGUGGCAGUCGAGGCUUUUUGACGCAGUUGACGACUACGCGUCCGUGUUUGUGUCUGCGCCCACGGCCAGCGGCAAAACUUACGUUUGCUUCUACGCGAUGGAACUCGUCUUGAGAGACUCCAACGAGGGCUGCAUCGUCUACGUCUGCCCCAACAAGGCCCUCGCGCAGCAGGCAAGCAGCAGCAGCAGCAGCAGCAGCAGCGGUAGCAGCAGCAGCGGUAGCGGCAGCAGCAGAAGCGGUAGCGGUAGCAGCAGAAGCGGUAGCGGUAGCAGCAGCAGCAGACGCGGCAGCGGCAGCAGCGUAGCAGCAGCAGCGGCACCCGUGAUAGCAGCGCCGGAGAAGCAGUAG
Eimeria tenella is the source of this 3825-nucleotide messenger RNA. RefSeq lists its product as uncharacterized. Gene Ontology annotation, molecular function: ATP binding; nucleic acid binding. The coding region runs from base 1 to 3825 and encodes 1274 amino acids. The transcript has 8 exons. The record is from RefSeq and is a predicted model, not a curated record. Lineage: Eukaryota; Apicomplexa; Conoidasida; Eucoccidiorida; Eimeriidae. Gene Ontology annotation, cellular component: cytoplasm.